This is a messenger RNA of Dichotomopilus funicola, 750 nucleotides long. Its product is annotated as polysaccharide lyase. The transcript has a single exon. The record is from RefSeq and is a predicted model, not a curated record. Bases 1 to 750 code for a protein of 249 amino acids. Lineage: Eukaryota; Fungi; Ascomycota; Sordariomycetes; Sordariales; Chaetomiaceae.
AUGCUGCGCUCCGUUUUUAUUGUUGUACUCUCCGCCUGCUCUUCAGUCUUUGCAGACCAAAAAUUCAGCAAUGAGGGGACCUUGAAGGGUUGGGAAGAAACCCAGACUGAGCACAACGGCAAACUCGAAGAGGUUACGGACGUUUUUUUCGAUAAACCUCCCGCGCUUCGUAUGACGCAGACAUUCGACGCCUCUUAUACCGGCCGGUACCAUUCCGAGGUACGAGCUUUGAACGGGUAUAAGCAUGGUGACGCGUUGUUUUAUGGAUUUGCCUUUCAGCUGCCGCCUGACUGGCAGUUUGAUCCUGCUCAAAGUUAUAACAUCGCACAAUUCAUUGCCCCAUUCGAUAAAUGCGACAGCUUCAUGCCAAGCACCAUGGUAUGGAUGGAAGGAACCAAGUUAUUUACACGCCUUAAGACUGGUAGCGUUUGCAAGCAAGAAACAAAGGAACUUCCGUUGGACGUUGCGGUCACCGCUGGUCAGUGGCACAAGAUCAUUAUCGGAGCCCAGUGGGCGAGCGACAACUCUGGAUUCUUUCGCUUCUUCUUUGACGGAAAACAGGUGUUAGACGAAAGCAACGUCGCCACGACCGUGUCCGAGGAUGUCACAUUCCAAUUUCGCGUGGGGUUGUACGCCAAUGGAUGGCACGACGACAAGGGAAUGAAGGGGAGCCAGGGCGUCAGGCAGGUUUUCUUUGACAAGGUCGCGAUUGCGACAACCCAAAAUGAGGCCGACCCUGAUCUCUGGUAA